AUGCUCGGCUCUCGGAACGGCGUCAAGCCGAGCUUCGCACGUCGUCGCCGCCCUGGCGCCGUGCCACGGAGUGCGAGAAUAGAGCCGAAGGCCGGCGCUGUAGAGGUAGAGGCGGAGGCAGCGGCUGCAGUGUUGGCCGCGAUGCGGGGCGCGGUCGGAGCGGGCCGAGCCCACGGCGGUUCGGUGCGCAGCCACGGCUCCUCGUCGGACGCCACCGACGUGGACCCCCGCGAGCGCCUCAAGGCCUGCUGCCGCCGCCUCGUCGCCUUCAUGUGCACGCAGGUGGGGGUGGGCGCGCUCGUCGUCGGCUACGCGAUCGUGGGCGCCGUCGGCUUCAUGUGGCUGGAGCGCGGCCACGACAGUCCGCUGCUGGAGCAGGAGCGCACUGUCAUCGACAUGCGGGCCGCCUGUGCCGACGAGCUUUGGGACCUAGUGGACCGGCACAACACGCUGGACGGCGCCGCCGCGUGGGCGCGCGACGCGGACGUGGUGCUGCGCCGCUUCCAAGACGUGGUGGCGCGCGCCGCGCGUGCCGGCUACACGGGCGCCAGCCUCGACAACACGUGGUCCUUCCCCGCCGCGCUCAUGUUCUGCCUGUCCGUCUUCACGAUGAUCGGCUACGGCAACCUGGUGCCCCGCACCUCGUGGGGCAAGGCCGUCACUGUGCUGUACGCCGUGUUCGGCAUCCCGCUGUACGUGCUGUACUUCAUGAACAUGGGGAAGGUGCUCGCGACGACGUUUCGCUGGCUAUACGCGCGCGUGCACGAGUGCAGCCGCGACAGGUCUCCGCGCCUGCGCCGGGGAGGUUCCGUGGGCCCCGCGCCCCCGCCGCGCCGCGUCAUAGUCCCGUCCACCGCUUGCCUCUGGGUCAUUGCCGCCUACAUCCUCGCCGGCACCAUCAUGUUCGCCGAGUGGGAAGGCUGGAACUACCUCAACAGCACCUACUUCUGCGUCACCAGCUUGUGUAAAAUUGGCAUAGGUGAUUUUGUGCCCGGUGCCAACAUCAGUGACUCGCACGGCGGCAGCCAGACCAAACUUGUUAUCAACUUCAUAUACCUCUUGCUGGGAAUGGGACUGGUGGCGAUGUGCUAUAAUCUCAUGCGGGAGGAAGUGCGUGUGAAGGUGCGAGAGGUGAAACGGGAACUCGGGCAGUGUCUCGAAGAUACCCGGACGCGUAUGGCGUACUGCACUGAGCCUUCGGAAAAUUGACAGCUUAGCCGUGGUUUUGUGCGUGGUACCUUGACUUGCGACGAGAGGUGGCGCUUUAAGAUUUGCCACUCACUGUGAAAAAUACUCUUAAAGUUUACAAAACUCAGAACUCACCUUAUGUGAGAGUAAGUUAUUUAACAAAAGGAGUUUUGCUAUUACUAUAUGCAAGGGUACUUGCAAAAAUGGACGUUUUCAAAUUUUCUGGCAUAGGCACCUAGCUUUGUGACACUGGUCACCGUAUCCCCAAGCUCGUGGAUGCCUUCUAGAAGAGG
This is a messenger RNA of Schistocerca nitens (vagrant locust), 1481 nucleotides long. Its product is annotated as potassium channel subfamily K member 10. NCBI's taxonomy places the organism in Eukaryota, Metazoa, Arthropoda, Insecta, Orthoptera, Acrididae. Gene Ontology annotation, biological process: potassium ion transmembrane transport; stabilization of membrane potential. The transcript has a single exon. Gene Ontology annotation, cellular component: membrane. The coding region runs from base 1 to 1209 and encodes 402 amino acids. The record is from RefSeq and is a predicted model, not a curated record. Gene Ontology annotation, molecular function: potassium ion leak channel activity.